GAAGAGCUGCAAGAAGUUCAUGCUUUUCCGUGAGGCGAAUGAGCUGCAGCAGUGGAUCAAUGAGAAAGAAUCAGCGCUUACUAAUGAGGAGGUCGGCUCUGAUCUAGAGCAAGUGGAAGUGCUGCAGAAGAAGUUUGAUGACUUCCAGAAGGAUCUGAAAGCAAAUGAGUCUCGGCUGAGGGACAUAAACAAGGUGGCAUCUGAGCUGGAGUCUGAAGGACUGAUGGCUGAAGAGGCUCCUGUUGUGCAGGCCCAGGUAUGACUAAAAACACUUUACACACAGUGAAUUUGAUUAAACAUAUAUUGCCAUUGAAAA
Molecule: messenger RNA, 316 nt
Organism: Sinocyclocheilus rhinocerous
Lineage: Eukaryota; Metazoa; Chordata; Actinopteri; Cypriniformes; Cyprinidae
Product: spectrin alpha chain, non-erythrocytic 1-like
Exons: 2
Coding region: 20-262 (80 amino acids)
Molecular function (GO): protein binding
Source: RefSeq, a predicted model, not a curated record